Messenger RNA from Schistocerca cancellata (South American locust), 3725 nucleotides. RefSeq lists its product as uncharacterized. Lineage: Eukaryota; Metazoa; Arthropoda; Insecta; Orthoptera; Acrididae. The record is from RefSeq and is a predicted model, not a curated record. The coding region runs from base 13 to 1254 and encodes 413 amino acids. The transcript has 3 exons.
GACAACCGCACCAUGCUGACCGCCAACCCGCUGGUGCUGCUGCUGCUGCCGCUGCUGCUGGCGGCUUCGUGCUUCGCCCAGGACCAGACGCCGCAGGUGCGAACCACCCUGGGCGACGGCACCUGCUCUCUCCAGGCUGCUACCAUCACCUGUGUCUGCCGCCCCGGCCAAGAGGCGCUGGAGCUGACGGCUCCCUUCAUGGAGGGCAGCGGCGCGGCCGAAGUUCUGCAGGUGAGCAGCUGCCCGUCGGUGACGUUCGCCUUCCCGCCGCUGCAGAAUCUGCACACGCUGCAGGUCGCGCACACCGCCAGAGCCACGUUCCAGGAGAAGGCGUCGCCCCUGCUGCGCCACCUUGCGCUCGUGAACAUCUCGGAGGUGGAGCUCCAGGGCCCCACCUUCCAGGGUGCCGCUCUGGAGACGGUGCUCCUCGACGGUGUUCGUAUCAGCGUUGUUCGCAGUGGGGCUUUCGCCGGCCUCAGCAAAAUCCAGAACGUCACAUUCAGAGACGUGCGCUUCAACGCAGUACUAGAGGGUGCUGUCGAACUCCAGAUGGUUGGCAACUCGGAGCUCACUAUCCUGAGAAGUGAAUUGCUGAGCGUUAUGGCAUCCGGCAUUGUCGUGAAAGGCGUGACGAACUUCACAAUGCACGAGUCUAGACUGACGACAAAGGGAGACAACGGUCUGCAGCUGGACGCCGCUGGCGCCGUAUCCGUCUCGGACAGCCAGCUGCAGUCGGGGGGCGCACUCAAGCUCGCCGUGCAGUCCGGCGCCCCCUUCAGGUUCGUCAACAACGUCUGUAAGAACUCGUCCUUGCUGGAAGUGGGCCAGCAGCUUCUGCAGUCCGGCGCCGCUUUCGACGCGACGAACAACACGUUCCAGUGCGCGUGCGACCCCGCGCUCGACGCCGUGCUCCGCCUGCCCGCGGCCGCCGCGCUGCUCGACAACAACCGGUGCGACGAGAGUCUGUGCGGGCAGCCGGUGCCGAUGCGCGUUCUCGCCAGCUGCCGCAGCCCGAGCGAGAAGCAGGCCGCCUGCCAGGCCGCGCUCCCAGCCGCCGCCGCCACCCCUGGUACAGCCUCCGCACCGCCCUCCACCACUCACCGUUCGGUGUCGACCACGGCCGGCGUCACCGUGUCGCCGAGGGCAGCCAAGCCGCUCAGCCCCGGAGGCAACAACACGGCCACUGCCACCGCCGUCUCCGUGACCGCGGCACUCCUGCUGACAGUGUCUGCUGCCGCGGCCCUUGCUCUGUAGCCAGUGGACUUAGCUCACAGGUUGCCGCGGCGAACAACCGACGUCUACUCUUAGUGAUGAAGGCGCCGACUACCCUAUUUUGUGGCCAAGGUCGCUCUAGCUUGCCGCUGCAGCUCAUCUGUCGCAAGUGGCGAGCGGUGGUACUGUGAAGCCGGUCGACUGUGUCCACCUGGCGACAUUCUGGGCUGGAGCCUAUCUCUCACUCCGAUAUCAGCCCACUGGAAAAUCAAGUCUCUACUGUCAAACUGGCCAGUACCCCACGUACAUAAAUCACUCGUUGCCUCUCUACAGAACUGAUUAAGUCGGCCCGCCAGUUGCCGCAACAUAGAUAGCCUGGUAGCAAAUUUGAGAACAGUACCUGUGCGAAAAGACGCUGGAAACGAGAUGUUCCUCUGUUUUCCCAGGCAGUGCACCAGUCGAUGGUCGCCUGCGCCAAUUUCCGCAAUUACUUAAGAGAACGCCGACAGUACAGUGGUGUGCGUGUAAUAAUGCGCGUGGUCUACAUCUACAUUUAUACUCCGCAAGCCACGCAACGGUGUGUGGCGGAGGGCACUUUACGUGCCACUGUCACUACCUCCCUUUCCUGUUCCAGUCGCGUAUGGUUCGCGGGAAGAACGACUGCCGGAAAGCCUCCGUGCGCCCCCGAAUCUCUCUGAUUUUACAUUCGUGGUCUCCUCGGGAGGUAUAAGUAGGGGGAAGCAAUAUAUUCGAUACCUCAUCCAGAAACGCACCCUCUCGAAAACCUGGACAGCAAGCUACACCGCGAUGCAGAGCGCCUCUCUUGCAGAGUCUGCCACUUGAGUUUGCUAAACAUCUCCGUGACGCUAUUACGGUUACCAAAUAACCCUGUGACUAAACGCGCCGCUCUUCUUCGGAAGGGCAGCAACAGGUAGUGUACCACGUAAUGCACCAGUUAAUAGCGCCAUUCGCCCAGGCCUGUCCGUAGGGUGCGCUUCGGGCAGUGCGUAGCACAGUAAGUGUUGACUUUCUUAUUACUCUAGGUACAGUGGCGGUAUGUAGCCGCUGCAGUGCGCAUUGAAGGUGGCAUAAAGCAAACACGUCAAGGAUUACGUCAAAAAGCGAUGAAUAUCGUUUUCUGAGAGCAAAACGUUUUCUACGGAGUCUCAGAAGCAGGAACAGUGGCCCAGUGUGCGCUUACCCUAACACUAAAGUACUGCUCGAGGCAACUGUUCGAGUGGGAUAAAGACACAGAACACACUGGUGGCGCUGUAAGGUAUUCUCCCUCUCUUUCUCUCUGGACAGAACGCUUCAUACACAUGCCUUCUUACUUACACACCACUGAACUUGAAGUCCUUCUGGGUAUGAGUGCCGAACUGGAAACACGGCACAAUAUGCUGUGAAGACCCUCCUAGGCUCGAGAAAGGUUUCUGGACCCUACUACCAAGACAAUCUUACCGAGUAGUGUGCUUUCCGUUGUAAAGCUGAGAUGUUGAUUCCAUUUUAUCCACAAUAUUUCGACGACCGGCCCAAAGCCGUCCCAAUCAGCUCCCGCAAGCUGUCUUAUGCGUAAUCCCCGUACGGGUCUGAGCCAGACCAGUGUUCACGCAAAGAGUACACAUAACAAAGCUCACAGCACCCGAAGGAGACGACUGGGUCAGUCACUGAAUUAUUUUGCAUGAAACGGAAUAAACAGUCAGCUGUUCACCUAAAAGCAUAUCAUUAAUCAAUCACGACAGGAACACCUAAAAGAACAUACAGUCUUCCCUUCUCACUUAUAUACAUUCUGAACCCUGAGCUCUGGUCCCACGAAUCUUUGUAUUAAAGUAAAUUCACAAGCCUGCAACCGCAACCCAAUUUGAUAAACAAAACAUUUGUUCACCAGUUGUCCACAGGAAGUAUGUCAAUAAAAAGCGUAGUUUCACCACACAGAUUCAUAUGAUAUGUGACUGGUGCUUAUGUCUCACUAAAGGGUACGAUUAUCGCAUUAGCAGUAUCGUAAUGCAGGGUGGAAAAACAACUGCACAUCGCUUCGCAAUUUCAGUCGUGGCAGUAAAUUCAAAGGUGAUAUUGCACUCAUGCAACAGUCGAGAGCGCAAUGCAGUUUUCUGACUCUGACACAUUAGUGGUUUUGUAAGAAAUUCACGUUAAUGUCGCAGACUCCACUGACGCCGCUAGAGAUUUCGCAGAGCUGUAGUGCCAUGCUAGUGUGAUAGAGAAUGUGAGCAGCCUGUCAAUAUGCUGACUUUGAGUGGCAAGUAUAGGACGUGUAAUUAAUUGUGAUGUGCCACAAUUCAACUUAUCCAACCACGUUGUGCAUAGUUCCGCUUGUAAAGACUGACUGAACACUGUGAAUUUUCUUACUGACACUGAAAAUCAAGAUUCCUAGUGGAGUUUCUUCAAUAAAAUUAUACGUUACGUCUGUUGUACUUCACUGUUUUUAUAAAUAUUCAUAAGUAUUAAUUAUUUAUAUAUGUAUGUGUCUGUACGUAAAAAUAAAUUAUCAAAUAAAA